Messenger RNA from Spirometra erinaceieuropaei, 4416 nucleotides. NCBI's taxonomy places the organism in Eukaryota, Metazoa, Platyhelminthes, Cestoda, Diphyllobothriidea, Diphyllobothriidae. The record is from the annotation of a GenBank genome assembly.
AUGGAUCUUCGCGUCGACAUCGUCGAGACGAGGCUCUGCCUGGACCAUCGCAGGAGGCCACCAGGUAAGUUCCCCCUCAGGUAAGUGCGUUUGCUUUGUUUCUUCCUUUUGUUUGUCGAAGUUCCGCGUCGUACGCUGCGCUUGCUGCCUGCCCUUUAUAUGCUAAUCUGUCUGUUAAUAGCUAAACGAUACCCUCGAUGCCUGCUGCGAUUGUCUGUCCGUCAGUCUAUGCCACUCUCUUCUAAUAGCUAGGUGUUACGGUGCCUGACUUUGUGUGGUGCCCUCACUUUGUCUCUGACUGGUGACUGUGUCCGCUUGUCCACUCUAGUUCUAAGUCCCAUAGCGUUAGGUAGUGUGUAUGCUCUCUCCUACUUCACGCCAUCACGUCAUCACCUCACCACCAAGGUCCCAGGCUAAUUCGGGUCGUUCUCUCACUAACAAAAAGUCGUGGCCCAUAGUGGAGUCCGGCAGCCGUCUGGGAUAACCGGGCAGCCCUGUUCAGGGAUGCGUUGCCUGCCCUCGCGAGGGGGAGGGGGCUAGAAAAGGUGCCCUAAAGAUCGCUAGGAACCACGCUGUUUGUAGGCUGGCCGUGGCCGCAGACAAAAAACACAGGGUCGAAACAGCCAAAACCGAAACAACAACAACAAUCACUCUCUUUCUCUUCCAGCCUAUUCUUCUUCUUCGUCUCCUACUCCUACUUUUCGCCGCCGCAGUCGCCAGACUGGCAGGGUGAGCCCGCUCACUCUGGCAGCCUGGAAUGUUCGUUCCCUUUUAGACAAUCCGAGGAGCAACCGACCGGAACGGAGGACGGCGCUAGUGGCACGAGAACUGGCGCGCUACAAGGUGGACAUCGCCGCACUCAGCGAGACCCGAUUCUCCGAACAAGGCCAACUGGAGGAGGUGGGUGCCGGCUACACCUUCUUCUGGAGUGGUCGACCCAAGGCAGAGCGACGAGACGCGGGUGUCGCCUUCGCCAUCCGGAACGACAUCGUGGGACGACUACCCUGUUUGCCGCAGGGUAUCAACGAUCGCCUGAUGAGCCUCCGUCUGCCUCUGCGGGGUGGGGGCAAAUUCGCCACCAUCAUCAGCGCCUACGCUCCGCCGAUGAGCAGCCCCGACGCCGCCGCAAGAGACAAGUUCUACGAGGACCUGCACGCCCUCUUGGCGACUGUGUCGAAGGCGGACAAGUUGAUUGUCCUUGGUGACUUCAACGCCCGCGUCGGCACAGACCAUACUGCCUGGAGGGGAGUGCUGGGUCCUCACGGUCUCCGCGGCUCCAACGACAACGGCCUGCUGCUCCUCCGCACCUGCGCAGAACAUCGCCUCAUCCUGACGAACACGUUCUUCUGUCUGCCGGAGCGAGAUAAGGCCACCUGGAGGCAUCCUCGGUCGCGUCAGUGGCACCUACUGGACUAUGUCCUCGUUCGCAGGCGAGAUCAGCGGGACGUGCUGGUGACGAAGGCGAUCGCAGGUGCUGACGGGUGGACCGACCAUCGCCUCGUCAUCUCGAAGAUGCGUAUUCGCCUACAGCCUCGCAGGAGACCACAAGGUAAGCGACCCCCAGGUAAGCUGAAUGUUGCUUUGUUGUCUUUGCCUGCUCACCGUCUCCAUUUCAGCAAUGAGCUAGCUCAACGGCUAGACAACCUUCCUAUCGCUGCCGCUGCCGACGACGCCGCCGCCGCUGCCGAGAACGCCUCCGUGGAGAACCGCUGGUGUCAACUGCGUGACACAGUCCAAUCGACGGCGCUCGCCGUCCUCGGUCGCGCUCCCCGCCAACACCAGGACUGGUUCGACGACAACGACGCCGCCAUCAGAAAUCCGCUUUCUGAGAAGAACCGCCUACACAAAGCCUACGUAGAUCACCCCACUGAGGACAACAAAGCUGUCUUCUACCGCAGUCGCCGACAGCUUCAGCAACGACUGCGCGAGAUGCAGGACGCCUGGACUGCUCGCAAAGCUGAGGAGAUCCAAGGGUACGCGGACCGCAACGAAUGGCAGAACUUCUUCUCCGCGAUCAAAGCUGUCUACGGUCCGCCGACGAAGGGCACUGCUCCUCUCCUCAGCGCCGACGGCAGCACUCUCCUGACUGAGAAGACGCAAAUCCUUCAGCGAUGGGCCGAGCAUUUCCGAGGCGUCCUCAACCGCCCCUCCGUCAUCUCCGACGCCGCCAUCGCCCGCUUGCCGCAAGUGGAGACCAACGUGGACCUCGACCUCCCGCCAUCUCUCCAGGAAACUAUCAGGGCCGUGCAGCAGAUUUCCAGCGGGAAAGCACCCGGAUCGGACGCCAUCCCUGCUGAGGUCUACAAGCACGGAGGUCCCCUACUGAUGGAUCACCUGACUGCGCUCUUCCAGGAGAUGUGGCGUCAAGGUGAAGUCCCGCAAGAUUUCAAGGACGCAACUAUCGUGCACCUAUACAAGCGAAAAGGGAAUCGCCAAGUCUGCGACAACCACCGCGGCAUCUCCCUACUGAACAUCGCCGGGAAGAUCUUCGCUCGCAUCCUGCUCAACCGCCUCAACAACCAUCUGGAACAGGGCCUUCUGCCGGAAAGCCAAUGCGGCUUCCGUCGUCAUCGUGGGACCACGGAUAUGAUCUUCGCAGCCCGCCAACUUCAGGAGAAGUGCCAGGAAAUGCGGACCCACCAGUACUCUACCUUCUUGGACCUGACGAAAGCCUUCGACACGGUGAAUCGUGAAGGACUGUGGAAGAUCAUGCAGAAAUUCGGCUGUCCGGAGCGAUUCACUCAGAUGGUGCGUCAGCUGCACGACGGUAUGAUGGCGCGAGUCACGGACAACGGAGCUGUCUCAGAGGCAUUCGCAGUGACCAACGGAGUGAAGCAGGGCUGUGUGCUGGCGCCUACCCUCUUCAGUCUCAUGUUCUCUGCCAUGCUGAUGGACGCCUACCGCGACGAACGCCCUGGAAUCCACAUCGCCUAUAGAACGGACGGUCAUCUGCUGAAUCACCGGCGCAUGAACUUCCAAUCGCGUGUAUCCACAGCCACCGUGCACGAACUCCUCUUCGCCGACGACUGCGCCCUGAACACCACCUCCGAAGCGGAGAUGCAACGCAGCAUGGACUUAUUCGCCGCCGCCUGCGAGAACUUUGGGCUGGUUAUCAACACGCAGAAGACGGUGGUGAUGCACCAACCGCCACACAACUCAGCCACAGCCCCCAACGCGCCGCCGCAAAUCAACGUGAAUGGGACUCAACUGCAAGUGGUAGAGAACUUCCCGUACCUGGGCAGCACGCUCUCCCGCAACACCAAGAUCGACGACGAAGUCGCCAACAGGAUCUCGAAAGCCAGCCAAGCCUUCGGUCGCCUCCAAAGCACAGUUUGGAAUCGUCAUGGUCUCCAACUGAGCACAAAGCUGAAGAUGUACAAGGCCGUCAUCCUGCCGAAGCUACUGUAUGGAGCGGAGACUUGGACGGUGUACACGAGACAGGCACGCCGACUGAACCACUUCCAUCUCAGUUGUCUUCGUCGCAUCCUGAGGCUGAAGUGGCAGGAUCGAAUCCCCGACACGGAAGUACUGGAACGAACGGGAAUCCUCAGCAUCUACGCCAUACUGAGACAAAUGCAGCUGCGCUGGAGCGGCCACCUGGUGCGCAUGGAUGACGAGCGACUACCUAAACGACUCUUCUACGGAGACGUCGCGACGGGUUCUCGUCGUCAAGGAGGCCAAAUUCGCCGUUACAAGGAUACCCUGAAGUCCUCCCUGAAGCGCCUGCAAAUCAACCCGACCAACUGGGAAGAGCUCGCUCGCGAUCGCUUGACAUGGAGGAGAACAGUGAAGACGGGCGCUGCUAUCUAUGAAGCCAACCGAAUCGCCGCCGCCAAAGUGAAACGCGAAGCCCGCAAAUCACAACUUCGCCCAGUCCGCAACGCCGCCGCACAACCUCUCCCUACGUGUCCUCGAUGCCACCGGACAUUCCGGGCACGAAUCGGACUUGUUGGACAUCUUCGGAUCAACUGUACCUCUCGAACUGCUCCAGCCAUCGUCCCCCCGCCCGCCUCUUCCUCGUCCUCUCUGCCGCCAACUAACUCUGACACUCCUCCUGCACCAUCACUCCCAUCCUCGUCGUCCUCCUCCCUCUCCACUGCCCCAGCGACGGCUGUUCAGACUGCUGUCUCACACAUCACCAACCACGACACAACAACUGACAUCACCUCUCCCACCUCUCCCGAUACCACUGAUGAGGAUCAGGACUACACCUGCCCUCACUGUGACCGCACCUUCACCUCACACAUCGGCCUGGUCGGUCACUUGCGAAUCCAUCGCACAGAGACUGGCGAACCAGUGCCUGGAGCACCAACCUACACCCACCGCACUCGCCUCCACUGCCCACACUGCACUCGCACCUUCACGCAUCGCAUGGGUCUAUUCGGCCACAUGCGCAUCCACGACGACCUGCGGUAG